Eimeria tenella is the source of this 717-nucleotide messenger RNA. RefSeq lists its product as uncharacterized. The transcript has 2 exons. Bases 1 to 717 code for a protein of 238 amino acids. Lineage: Eukaryota; Apicomplexa; Conoidasida; Eucoccidiorida; Eimeriidae. The record is from RefSeq and is a predicted model, not a curated record.
AUGUGGUGCAGCGGGAGUUGUCCGCCGCCGCUGCUGCAGAGCCUCAACGUGGAAGAAGACACGCGGUUGCUGCUGAGCAGCAGCAGCAGCAGCAGCAGCAGCAGCAAAAGUCUUUCUGUUUCUGAAAGAAAAAAGAAACUUUUGUCUUUGAAAACCCUCAAAGAAAUUCGAUUUAAUCCCCAACACAUUUACACUCUGGACUUUGCACAGAACUUCUUCCUCCCCUCCACUUAUGAAUUCGAUUUGGGAUUAUUUCGCAAGUCCCUUUGCCCUCUUCUUGACAAACAGCCAAUUGAAAUUAUGGCCAUUUUUAGUCCCCUCCUAAUAGGGGCCCCAGAAGGCCCCACAGGGGCCCCGGGGGCCCCCCCGGGGGCCCCCCUGGAGGCCCUCCUGGAGGCCCCCCAGCAGGACCCUUGGGGGGCCCCCCUGGGGGCCCCCCUGGGGGCCCCCCUGGGCCCUAGUGGGGCCCCACAGGGGGCCCCACACGCACAGGGGCCCCUGAAAGGUGGCGCAGCAAGAGGAGUUGUUCCUGACUUUGCGUCGCUGAAGGCAGCAGCAGCAGCAACACAAGCAGCAGCAGCAGCAGCUGCUGCUGCUGCUGCUAAGGAGAACAGAGAGUAUCCUUAUAAAGAGUUGCUGCUGCCGGAGAACCCCAAAGACAAAGUCUAUCUCUGGAGGUUUCAGCUGCUGCAUGAAGACCUUGUCGCUGGCCAAUAA